Sphaeroforma arctica JP610 is the source of this 998-nucleotide messenger RNA. RefSeq lists its product as hypothetical. NCBI's taxonomy places the organism in Eukaryota, Ichthyosporea, Ichthyophonida. The transcript has a single exon. The record is from RefSeq and is a predicted model, not a curated record. The coding region runs from base 74 to 865 and encodes 263 amino acids.
AAGAACAGAGCGAGGAAUAUAAAUAUCAAGGGGAAAUCUAAAUUAGCUUCAUUUACUAGUAUCAACAAUCAAUAUGUACUCUUCAAUCGUCCAAACACUGGCAGUAGUAGCAUCGUUAGCUGCAUACUCAGUUGAUGCAACUGCGCUGCGACGAAGUACUAAAAGGCUUUCACAAGGUACCUCCUGGACUUUAGAAGCAUGGGGAUAUGACGAUAAAAGCAAAGGUUAUAUGAUUGACAUCGAUCUACAAACAAAAUCAAAGGAUUAUGUAAAAUCUCUUGCCAACGGAGGACAGUACGUGGUGUGCUAUUUCAGUGCAGGCACUGCCGAGGAUUGGAGACCAGACUAUCUUGCCAUGAUGGAGUAUGCUUCACAAAAUAGUCGAUACCCCGGAGAGCACUGGAUGGACAUCACCCGGUGGUCUAGUUUCAAGCACUUAAUUAAAGCUAGGAUGGAGGAAGCAGUCGAAAAGGGUUGUCACGGAAUAGAAACCGAUAAUACAGAUGCAUAUGAAUAUGGCAGUACAGCCGUGAAAGGCGAAACCAAGGAGAGUUUAAAGCCGUAUCAAAUUGCCUACUUACGUUGGAUGGCAGAUACCGCUCACGAUUUGGGUCUUGAGAUUGCAUUGAAGAAUACCGUCGAUUUGAUCCCAGACCUAAUUGACCAUAUGGACUACGCGAUCAAUGAGUCUUGUGCUAAGUUCUCAGCAAACUCGUACUGCAGUAACUAUGAAGCAUUUGUGAAGCAGGACAAGGCUGUGUUCGGGGUUGAAUAUAAUACCAACGGCGAUUGCAAGGAUGCACAAGCCGAAGGAAUUAUGCGAAAAUACAAAAACUCGAAUGGAAAUCAAUGGGUAAAUUGCUAAUCUAGUGGACGAUAAGAUAUGCAUAUGCAAACCUAUUACAAAAAUAUGAAGAGUCUGUCACUCUUAACAAAAAUGCAAAGAAUAAAAUAAAUAGCCACCAAUAUGCUAUAUAAAUGGUGCAAGAGUAAUACAU